This is a messenger RNA of Humulus lupulus (European hop), 867 nucleotides long. RefSeq lists its product as uncharacterized. The transcript has a single exon. The record is from RefSeq and is a predicted model, not a curated record. Gene Ontology annotation, molecular function: RNA-DNA hybrid ribonuclease activity; nucleic acid binding. Lineage: Eukaryota; Viridiplantae; Streptophyta; Magnoliopsida; Rosales; Cannabaceae. The coding region runs from base 1 to 867 and encodes 288 amino acids.
AUGACCAAUCUGAUUAAGCAUGGCAUCCCUGCCUCUCCUUGCUGCCCGGUUUGUAAUGAAGGCCCCGAAACUACGUUCCAUGCACUUUGGGGCUGUCGCAAUCUGAAAUCUAUCACUGGCAACUUUUAUGUUGAUGUAACUUUGGACUUUCCUCCUGAUGGAGACUUCUAUGUUUUCCUUCGUCACUGUGGUUUGUUGUUGAAUAAACGAGAUAUGGAGAAGUUCCUAGUUCUUCUUUGGAGGAUUUGGUAUCGAAGAAAUAAGAUUAUCCAUGACAAUCAGGUUCUCAACGAUGAAGGCAUCCUGGGUUGGUCCCUUGAUUUUUACCAGCAGUAUUUUGAUGCCAAUGGGCCACCUGUGCGUGAAGUUAAGUUGGGCAGGGGGCCAAAUUCGAUCCUGGCGGCUAUUCUGUGGCGGCCUCCAUCGAUGGGCAGAGUCAAACUUAACUGCGAUGCCAGCCUUGACGCGGUGGGUAUGAAGAUUGGGUGUGGUGCUGUUGUCCAUGACUCUAGUGGUUCUUCCCUUGCGUCUACUGCUGUUCCUUUCUCUUCCUCGAUGUCUGCCCCUGUAGUUGAAGCAAUGGCAGUCCUACAAGGGCUUCUUCUUUGUUCUCGGCUGGGUUACCACCAUGUGGAGGUUGAAACGGACUGCAAGAGAGUUUGUCAAGCUCUCUCAAGUAAAACACCCUUGGUUGCAGAAUUUGGUACUGUUAUUUUGGAUUGUCUCUCUCUUUGUAAUAGCAUUGCUGUUAUUAGCUUUUCCCACUGUAAUAGGACUGCCAAUUCUUUAGCUCAUAAUUUGGCAAAGCUUGCUCUAACUUUAGAUAUUGCUAUGAUUUGGUGGCCAGGACUUCCGUAUUGUAUUUGA